Molecule: messenger RNA, 4231 nt
Organism: Ciona intestinalis (vase tunicate)
Lineage: Eukaryota; Metazoa; Chordata; Ascidiacea; Phlebobranchia; Cionidae
Source: RefSeq, a predicted model, not a curated record
UUGAACGUAAUGCAGGCUAUAGUGUUUAUAGCUUAAUGUUCAUUAAAAAGUGAUGAAAUCGCACGUCAGAGUAGGCCGCAUUGUGUAGGGUGAUUUAUUUCGUAAUUUUGGCUUCAAGUUCGGUUAUGUUACACCAAGUUACAGUUACCGACAAGUGAAUUACCCGAUAAAGUGCAGUCUCAAUCCCCUGGCGGAUUUCUUAAGCAUUGAAUUUCAGAUCUCGUCUAAUCCCGACGGCAAACAUUUUGUAUUCGCAGGGUUUUGACCUGAAUCAAAUUUGAGACUUGUAAUUGAAAAACUAAAAUGCGGAUUGCAAGCUCUCUGCUGGCGGUCGGAAUUCUGCUGCUGGUAUCUGCGAACGACGCCGCCAACGAGAAUGAAACAUGUCGCCCAAGACCUUUGGAUAUUGUGUUUAUGCUCGAUGGAUCUAGAAGUGUGCGGCCAAAGAACUUUCAAACUGUAAAAGAUUAUGUCAAAAACUUCACCGAUAUCUUUGAAGCUUUUGGCCCGAACGACAUGCAAGUUGGCGUGAUACAAUUCGGCAGCGGUGUACGAGAGGAAAUUCUACUGAACCAAUUUUACGUCAGGCAUGAGCUGAUGGAGGCAAUCGACAACAUUCGUUAUAUGGAGACGGGUACGAUGACGGGCCUUGCGCUUCGGAAGCUUGUGACGGAAACAUUGACCGUGGAGCACGGGGCAAGAGUGGACAACCCGAUAGUUCAUACAGUCGUUGUUAUUAUCACUGACGGGAAAUCGCAAGAUUAUAGUCGCGGCGGGGUCACGAAGUGGACGAAAGAGGCGAAGGCUCGAGGAUUUGAAAUAUUCGCUAUCGGCAUUGGCAGGAAAGCGAACCGAAAAGAGUUGCUGGAGAUGGCGUCUGAACCAAAAGAACUGCACACUUUUAGGGUGCAGAAUUUUAACGCAAUUAAGAGGGUCGACGUCAACUUGAAGGACCGCAUCCUGUGCGACGUGGACGAGUGCGAAAUUGGCAACUACACCUGCGAACAGUUAUGUCAUAACACCGAAGGAUCAUACAUAUGUGAAUGCUACGAUGGCUUUGCUCUCAACGACGAUCAAACGACUUGUUAUGAUGCCGACCCUUGUCUGUCCAACCCAUGCUCACAUAUUUGCACUGUAACUGGCCAUGGCAACUUCCUGUGUUCAUGCCCGCUCAACAUGGAACUGGAUGGGAGUGGUUCACAUUGUAGAUACUUACCACCACCAACACCCACAAGUCUUCAAGCAAUCCAUGUAACCCACACCAGUGCGGUUGCUUCAUGGACAGUGGAUCCAUCAAAAGAGUUUCUGGUUGACCACUACCUUUUGAUGUACACGCGUUCUGAUGGGCAAGGGAAGAUUGAAUUAAAAGAAGUUUAUGGUAACACCACAGUGGAUCUAGUAGACCUUGACCCAGAUGUCAAGUACAAUAUAUCACUUGUUGUUGCAACCAAAAAUGAUGUAUCUGUUCCAACCGAAAGGCAAUUUAAAACACUUGCUCUUGGUGAGACCGUUGUUCUACUUACCCAACCAACUUUAACCACCAUGACGGCAACUUGGGCACCAGCUGGUGGUGACGGAUUGACCGGGUACGAGUUAUCUUAUCGACCAGUUUCUGAAGAAGAUACUGGAGGGGUUGGAGUUGGCCCACCACCAGCUUUGAUAGUCCAGAAUUUUGGACCUGACAUCCAUGAAACAGUCUUGACAGGUUUGGAAUCAGACACCAUGUACAGCGCUAGAGUUGUUCCCAUGCAUGGUGAUCUUGUUGGGCAAGUUGGCACUGAUGAAGAGAGAACAGAUAAGCUUGGACCUCCAGAAGUUGUUGUGGCGAAUACCUCACUUUCAACUUUACAUUCCAAGUGGGGAGGUAUCCAGUAUGAAGUGGAUGAUUGGGAAGUUUCAUUAUUGUCCAAAUCAACAGGAGACGUCACUACGGUUAUGACACAAACAGGGACACAAGACAAGUUGUUCAAGAUGCUCACCCCUGGUACAGACUACCAGGUUGAUGUGAUUGGUCAUGUGACAGAAAGUGGAAGAAGGUUUAGCAGUCCGGUUGGCUCAGCCAGUGGAACUACUGAUGCAUUGACUGGCCCAGUCGUUCAGGUAAUUGACACAACUGACACAACCGCACACGUGGAAUGGACCGAUAUUAAUUUCCCUACUGACUCCUGGACAGUAAAGAUUUAUCCCAAAGGUAGAAACCGAAGAUUUGAGACAUUGGAAGUAAACGGUGACGAAAACAGCGCCGUAUUUGAGUCGCUAAAACCGUCUACAUUGUACGCUGUCGAGGUAACAGCCAAUGUUCAUGAAGCUGGACGUGUGUUUGUUAGCCCCUUGGGAAGAACAUUAGACUCAACAAAACCUGCUGCUCCACGAAAUAUAGAAGUUAUUCAUAGGGAAAUAUCAGAACUUACCGCCCAGUUUGACCCUGCAAGUGGUGAUCAUACAGGCUAUGAGGGGGAGUGUGUGAAAACAGAUGGAACAGGAGAACCAGUGCCUGGGAUUAUCGUUGAUUCUGAGGUUCCUACCAUCACAUGUGAAAAUUUGGAUCCAGCAACUCUAUAUGACGUCAGAGUUAGAACAUUACUUGGAGAUCUUAAAAGUCAGAUCAUUGCAACCUCCAACAAAACUCUAGCUCCCGUGGCAGCCGACAUUCUUGUAACUGACGCCACCACACACUCACUAUUGGUGGAUUGGCACGCUCCUACCAAUGUUUCUGUGGAUGGAUACAUGGUUACUUACAAAUGUGAUGCAAGUGAACUUGAGACAAGAUAUGUAGAUGGGAACACUACCAGUUUGGUGCUCACUGGCCUUCAACCUGAUACUGAGUAUGACAUUACAUUGAAGGCAAUUGUUAACGAAGAAGUAAGCAUUCCUAUGAGUACAAGUGGGACAACGCUUGAGGAAGAAAUUGAACUCCAGAUUGACAAAGUUGGUUAUACCGACAUCGAAGUAUCAUGGACGCCCUCAGCCGUUCCUCAUCUUGAUUUCUACAAGCUAACAUCUGCUCCAGUGAGGAACCCAAGCAUGAUCACAGAAGUGAAUGUGGGAGCAGAUGACACUUCAUUCACACUGACUGGUCUCGACACAGCUACCGAAUACACCAUCUCAGUUGAAGCUUACUACUCAGCUUCUACCUCUGGAACUUCCACAAAAACGGCAUCAACACUUGCCCUCCCACCGAUAGGGCCCCUUAACUUUACUGAUGUGUCAGACACAGGCUUUGUUGUGCAUUGGCUCCCACCCACUAACCUGAAGCCCACUUCUUAUGAAGUAACUUACUGGAAUGAUGAUACCGACGCUAUUAGUGUGAAAGGCGUGAGAGAGUUAUUCUUACCAAUAACAGAGUUGAAUGCUGCUACUGAGUACAACGUUUCUGUUACUGCUAUUUACUUUGAUUCCAUAGAAAGUGAACCAAUAAUAGGAAAUGAGACAACACUUAACCCAAUUGAAGGAACUUGUUCUUGUUAUAAUUACAUGAAGAGCCAGGAGAAACUUGAGAGGACUCUUUCUCAACUUGUGAAGCAGAUUGAGUACCUUACUUUCCAGGUCGAAAACAAUGCUGUUGGUCCCCAAGCUAUUAGACCAGAACAAGGAAUAAGCUUGCGUAAGCGCAGAGACCCUGUAACAAAUGAAUCUUAAAGACUUUUAGCUCUGACAACCACGUUCCUUUAGUUUUUACCUAUUUCCUGCCCGCAGUUUUUACCCCUUGGCGUUUCUCAAGGCCUAGUUUAUGCCAGGAAGCGGAAAUUUCUUUGUUUAAUCAUAGCAAUUUAGAAAUUGCCUUUGGAAGAAGGUAUGUAAGAUAUUUGCAACAAAGUGACAUUUAUAGUUGACAUUUAGAUAUUACGUCUAAAUCCGGUUUGGAGUGGAAAAGUGUGGAUAUUGCUUUUAGCUGAAAAUGGAAAUCUGUUUUUCAAUGAUUCGCAUGUAAUACCCGUAAUAAUGUCAUUGAUUAUGUUUUUCUGUUCAAACAAAGUUUUAACUUUAAAUCAGUUUAAUUUAGGCUUUUUUAAUUUAGCUCUAAUUCUGUAUGUAUUUUUGCAUAGUUUCUAUCGUCCAAUCAGCAUCUUAGUUCAUUGCUCGCCGUUGCAAAUUUUGCACUCGUUUACAUUGUACAUAGCUUUAGCCAUUGCGUAGCAGUUGAACCCAGUAUUCCAGCGUACCAACCGCUAUUGCCCACUACUAUCAACGACCGUUUCACAGAGAAAAAAUACAAAACUGUGUAUUCGCA